AUGAGCAAACUUACUAGCAAUGACUACCUCAUGCUCGCUGGGUCCUUUCAUGGAAUGCAUGCCAUAACAGCGCAACUCUCUCCAGUCCCACCCGUCCGCGCGCCCCCUCCCUCCACCACAAUCCCAAACCUCCAGACCUUCCCUGUUCGCGCAACCGGUAUCGAAGUCCUUGAGAGCUCUCACUUCCGCAUACAAUGUUUCCAGACGCAAACCGGCGUCAAGUUCUUGCUCUUCACUGAGCCCCAGCAACCGAAUGUGGAUACGAUGAUGAAGAAGAUAUACGAAUUGUAUGCAGACUACGUCAUGAAGAACCCUUUCUACACCGUCGAGAUGCCAAUCCGGUGCGAGAAGUUCGAUCGAGGGCUGGAUGGUUUCGUCAAGGUCAGGGGGUGA
Alternaria atra is the source of this 393-nucleotide messenger RNA. RefSeq lists its product as uncharacterized. Bases 1 to 393 code for a protein of 130 amino acids. Gene Ontology annotation, cellular component: TRAPP complex. NCBI's taxonomy places the organism in Eukaryota, Fungi, Ascomycota, Dothideomycetes, Pleosporales, Pleosporaceae. The record is from RefSeq and is a predicted model, not a curated record. The transcript is spliced from 2 exons. Gene Ontology annotation, biological process: endoplasmic reticulum to Golgi vesicle-mediated transport.